AUCAUCAUGGAUAUUCAAAUUAGCAAACGAAGGAGCACUUCUCCGACACACAUGUCUGAUAUCAAAAGUGACGAAGAGAGACGUUUCGUUCGUCGUUUGGAUAUAAUUCUCAUGCCAACAUUAUGGGUUCUAUAUCUGCUGUCGUACGCAGACCGUACCAAUAUAGGAAAUGCCAAGGUUGCAGGAAUGGAGCAAGACCUUGAUCUUUCUUCAGAUCAGUAUUCACUUGCGCUUGUUGUAUUCUUUAUUUCUUACAUCAUUUUCGAGAUUCCCAGCAAUCUGCUUCUUUCUCGCACUCGUCCAUCUAUAUUUCUUCCCAUAAUUAUGGUUUCAUGGGGGGUUGUGACUUGCCUCAUGUCCCUAGUCCAGACUCCUGGGGCUCUAUAUGCUGUUCGCAUCGUUGUUGGCUUUUUUGAGUCUGGCUUCGCACCAGGGGUUAUGCUCGUUCUCUCGUCUUGGUAUAGACCGGCAGAGCAAGCACGUCGCUUUUCUAUAUUUUAUUCGGCCGCUGUUCUCUCAGGCGCCUUUGGUGCCGUCGUUGCAGGAGCAAUCAUGGACUCUCUAGAUGGAGCUUAUGGAAUUGCUGGGUGGCGCUGGCUUUUUAUCGUCGAGGGAGCAACAACGAUUGCCGCUGCAAUAAUCGCAGCGUUUAUUCUUCCAGAUUUCCCAUCGACCACAAAACGCUUUUCUGAACGAGAAAGACAAAUAGCAGUCGAGCGGCUUGCCAAGGACAAUUUGAAUGUUCAUGCAGAAGGUCAAUCGCCCUUGAGCUCUAUCAAAGCGAUACAGCAGUCGUUGAAGAACUGGCGCACAUGGCUGCUGGCUGCUGGCUACACGUCCAUCGGUGGAUCGGCCUCGAUGUCCUAUUUUUAUCCAACCCUCGUGGCAGGUCUAGGGUACGAGGGAGACAUGGCGCAAUAUAUGGUGGUUCCUAUCUAUGCUGUGGCUUUUGUAACCGUCCUUGGUAUUGGAUUUCUAAAUGACAAGAUUCCAAACCACCGUGGUCUCGUUAUUGCCAUCAUGAUGGCUCUCGCCACAAUAUGCAGUAUAAUCAUAUGUGCUGUUUAUAACUAUACUGCACGUUAUGUUCUCUUGAUUUUCAUGGCAUCUGGCUUGCUUGCGUCCAAUGCCUCGUCAUUGGCAUAUAGCUCCUCGACGUUUGCUUCGAUGGAUCAGGAAACAAGAGCAGUCAGCCUUGCCUUUGUCAAUGCCGUAGCAAAUUUGGCCCUGAUCUACGGUGCAUAUUUAUUUCCGUCCGAAGAUUCACCGAAGUUCUUGAGAGGGUUUGCUGUCAUCUCGGCCCUGGGUGCUGUUGGAGCUGUUAUCUACUUGUCAGCCCAUAUUUCGAUCCGAAAGUACCCAUACUCCCUAGCAUAA
Penicillium angulare is the source of this 1377-nucleotide messenger RNA. RefSeq lists its product as uncharacterized. Gene Ontology annotation, cellular component: membrane. The transcript is spliced from 5 exons. Gene Ontology annotation, molecular function: transmembrane transporter activity. NCBI's taxonomy places the organism in Eukaryota, Fungi, Ascomycota, Eurotiomycetes, Eurotiales, Aspergillaceae. The annotation marks the transcript as partial. Gene Ontology annotation, biological process: transmembrane transport. The record is from RefSeq and is a predicted model, not a curated record.